AUGGUCGCCGCGACGGACUCCGACAAACUCGCCGAGGCGAAUGGUCCGGCUGCACCACCCUCAGCAGGUCCUCCGUCUGAACGUCGAGGGUCACUGACGCUCGGGCUCGACCCGGCUUUGGCCAGCGAAGAAGAUGCCGCCGUCCUGGCCAAGAUGGGCUACAAGCAGGAACUCCGGCGCAACUUCAGCAUGGUCGAGGUGUUUGGCAUCGCCUUCGCCAUCAUGGGCCUCCUCCCUUCGAUCGCGAGUACCUUGUCCUUUUCCAUCCCGGCCGGCCCCGUCGGCCUGGUCUGGGGAUGGUUCCUGGCGUCCAUGUUCAUCUUCGUCGUGGGUUUGGCCAUGGCCGAUUUGGGAUCAAGCAUGCCGACGAGUGGAGGAUUGUACUACUGGACGCAUUACUAUGCUUCACCGAAGUGGCGAAACAUGCUCAGUUUCAUAGUCGGAUACAGUAAUACCCUAGGCCUGGUCGGUGGUCUCUGCUCGAUCGACUAUGGAUUCGCCCUCCAGUUCCUGUCCGUCAUUGUCAUCGCCCGAGACGGCAACUGGACACCGACAAACGGUGAGAUCUACGCAACGUUUCUGGCUACCGUGGUCUGCCACGGCGUCAUCGCAUCGACAAUGGCCAAGGUCAUGGGCAAGCUUCAGACCGUCUUCGUCGUCAUGAAUUUUGUCCUCAUCUUCGCUACCAUCAUCGCUCUCCCGAUCGGAGCAAAAGAUUCCCGAAACAGUGCUUCUUACAUCUUCACGCACGUCGAGAACCUUACUACCUGGCCGUCCGGGUGGGCCUUUAUGCUCUCCUGGCUCAGUCCGAUCUGGACCAUUGGCGGAUUUGAUUCUGCUGUACAUAUAAGUGAAGAAGCCGCCAACGCUGUCAAAGCCGUCCCGUUCGGCAUUCUGUUCUCCAUCGGCUCAUGCUGGCUCUUUGGCUGGAUUUGCUGCAUCGUGAUCGCUGCGUGCAUGUCUCAGGACCUCGAGCACAUCCUCGGGUCACCCUUUGGUCAGCCCAUGGCACAGAUAUACUAUGAUGCCCUCGGCAAGAAUGGCGCGCUAGGGUUCAUGUCCCUUUUAAUGAUUGUGCAAUUCCUGAUGGGUGUCUCAAUCCUCGUUGCCGCUUCUCGACAGUCCUGGGCCUUCUCACGAGACGGAGCUCUGCCAUUUUCAAGCUUCUUUCGACCCAUUUCGAAGAAAUUCGGAUACAUUCCCGUCCGCACGACCAUCGGAUGCGCUGUGCUGGCAGCUGUCCUCGGCUUGCUAUGCUUGAUCGCACCUGCAGCUGCAGCGGCGCUGUUCUCGCUUGCCGUUGCCGGAAACAAUCUCGCUUGGGGAACCCCCAUCUUCUGCCGCGUUGUCUGGGGUCAGAAGAAGUUUAGCCCUGGGCCGAUAUACACCGGCAAGCUGUCCGUGCCUAUCGCCUGGCUCGCCGUACUCUUCUUGAUCUUUGGCACGUUGCUGGCCAUGUUCCCCUCCGGUGGACCGAAUCCUACUUCGGAGACUAUGAACUACACCUGUGUGAUUAAUUCGGCAGUCUGGGGCGGCGCACUGCUAUAUUAUGCUGUAGAUGCGCGAAAAUGGUUCAGAGGCCCGCAGAUCACAAUCGACCUGGACCAACUGACGGAGGCUCAAGAGCAGGCGCUCCGAGACGAAGGCGUCAAGAUUGAGGGCGAAGGUGCCAAGGCUGUAGUAGGCGGAAGAGGCGGGAGCACAGCUAGUAAUGUUCCUGUCGAGUCAGAUCUGGGCGUGUCGGGGGAGGAGUCAAAGAAGUAG
This is a messenger RNA of Exophiala spinifera, 1764 nucleotides long. RefSeq lists its product as uncharacterized. The coding region runs from base 1 to 1764 and encodes 587 amino acids. Gene Ontology annotation, molecular function: transmembrane transporter activity. The transcript has 5 exons. Lineage: Eukaryota; Fungi; Ascomycota; Eurotiomycetes; Chaetothyriales; Herpotrichiellaceae. Gene Ontology annotation, biological process: transmembrane transport. Gene Ontology annotation, cellular component: membrane. The record is from RefSeq and is a predicted model, not a curated record.